GCAAAUAAAGCGUGAACAAUAAAGCAUCCUUUGGUCGAAAGUCGCUUUGUUAUUUACAUGGUAAGUUGCUCUUCCACGUUUAGGUUAGAAGAACGAUGCGAUUACACGGCCGACGAAGGAACGAUAGAACUUCACGGAAAGUAAUGUGAGAGGCCAAUGAUCCGGUUCGCAAUGAUUGCGAAUAGCAUGUUUUCCUGAGAUCAGUUGGAAGUUGCUCAUACUAGUCAAAUUUUCUACUUAUCCCGACCCCCUUGAAUGAUCACUUUUGCUUGAAGACAUAACUGCAACGGAGUCUCUUAACCAGUCCGAGCUGCUUGUCGCUCUAUAGAUCACAGGAUAUGAUAGGCCAUUGUAUCACAUUACGUCAGAGUACGUACUAUCUACAAUAAGAGGACAUAAGUGCAACGGUACAAGCACCCAGUGCUAGGGUUCAAUCCUUGCGAUCGUCUUCACGGUCACGGAUUUCUUUCGGUUAAGUGAUAUACAGAUUUGUAGAACUUCCGUUGCUCAAACGUUCAAAGGCUGCGUGUUACUGACCCGUUAAGAACCUCAAUCACUUUUAGUCUUCACAUUUUAUUCGCGAGAACCAUGUCUUUUGUCGAAGAUAGUCAAGAGCCUUGGCAAACAACGCGACCAACCAUCAGGGAAAGAAUCAAGUUUAUGUUCAACAACGAUCGCUUCAGCGAUGUGAAGUUCGUUGUUUGCAAGAUGGAAGGUCAUGAAAGUGAAACUAAACAAGUGAUUCCUGCUCACAAGUUCGUGCUGUCUAUCAGCAGUCCCGUGUUUGAAGCCAUGUUUUAUGGUGAGUUGGCAGAAUCUAAAGACUCUAUUGAAUUGCCUGACUGUGAAUACGAGAGUCUGUUGGAGUUGUUUCGCUUCAUAUACAGCGAUGAAGUCAACUUGAGCGGAAGUAAUGUGAUGGGAGUGUUGUAUCUGGCAAAGAAAUACAUGGUGCCCUCACUGGCUAAAACGUGCAUGGCUUAUUUGGAAAAGAACUUAGAUCCAUCAAACGUAUUCAACAUUCUGCCAUCUGCUGAAAAAUAUGAAGAGAGGAUCUUAGUGGAACAAUGCUGGAAAGUGAUCGAUGAUGAGACAGAAGCAGCAAUAAAAUCGGAUGGAUUUGCGGCAAUUGAAAGAUCACUAGUCGAAGCAGUAGUCAGACGAGACACCUUAAAAGUUAAAGAGGUGGAUUUGUUUAAAGCUGUGGAUUUUUGGGCAACGAAGAAGUGCGAGGAAAAAGGCCUUUCCGCUGACGGAAGUGAAAAGAGACGAAUUUUAGGAGACAGGAUUGUGAAAGGAACACGUUAUCCCGGGAUGACGUCGCAAGAAUUUGUUGGCGUUGUUCUAGACUGCAAGAUACUGACGCAAGACGAGACCAUUGGCAUAAUGAAAUAUUUACAUUCAUUGUUGGAUACUGUACUUGGAUUUCCAGUAAACAACAGAACUGGUCGUAAGGGACUCGUUUAUCACUGUAGUAGAUUUGGUUCGAUGGAUGAAAGUGGAGCAGGCAUUGUUCGUACUAGCUCAAAAGAUGACUGUCUCAAAUUCACAGUCGACAAGAACAUUUCUUUGCGUGGAGUAACCCUCUGUGGGAGUGAAAAUAGCAAAUAUUUCGUAACUGUAAAAGUGAAGAAAGAGGUCAGCGGUAAAUUGCGUGUAUCAAAGUCAGCCGAGGUUAAUUCUGAAUUGAUCAGAUCAGGGCCAGUUCCUUAUUACGGGUUCAGAGUUAUGUUCGAAAGCCCUAUUUUUAUCGAAAACGGUUUUGUCUUUUUGAUUGAAAGCUCUAUCUCUGGCGCUAGCACUUGUUUUGGAAAAAGUGGAAAAAACUCUGUGAUUUCUUCCGGAGUAAAAUUUAACUUCUUAACUUGUUGUUCGAGAAAAGGAACAACCGUUGACGAAGGUCAGUAUUCAGAAUUUUUAUUUUCGGUGACAUAGUCUGAGCCUUAAUAACAGGAUGAAUAUUCUCUAAAUAGCAUCUUGACGUUUUUUUUUUUUUCUUGAAUUGGUGAUGUAUGUUUUCCGCGGUUUACAAAACAUUUAGGAGCUUAAACUUAGGUUAAAUUUUGUGGCAAACCGUGUUAGAAACAAAAAGUCCUUAAAUGAAACUGACCAAGUUACACUGUAGCAAGCUGACUUCUAGGGCAGGGAAAGCGUGUUAUAUUUUAUUUCGCGACAACCUAACUUGAAAAACAGCUUCAGCUUGGGAGCGGUAGCUUGGGCAGUCGCAAAAGGUCCCCUACACAUGAGAAUAUGGACCGAUACCGAUACCAACUAUUCGAUACCAGCGAUAUCGGGGUCAGAUCGGAAAAUAUCGAUACAUGUACUAGCGAAAAAAUACCGGUGCUUUCGAUAUUGCACGUGCCCGUGCUUUGUCUCACGCCAGCGUUCAACCGCUGACGAUUAAGGAGCCGAGAAGUCUCUGAGCUCGAGAUUGGGCAAAGAGCACCGCAGUCGGUAUCAGUCUAAGUGGCAUGUGAGCGCUGCAAGAGUAAACUCACUCACGACCAUGAGUUUCGACUUAAGUACGUCCUUAAUCCGAUUUUAAAUUUUUGACUGCCUUAUUGACGCUUCUAUAGAGUUCUGAACACUGUUGAACUUUAACAGUGAAAGAAAACCUAAUAUUCCGUCAAUCACGUGACUUUUUAUUUGACUCAAAGACGUCACAGUGUCGAUAUCGAUACCCAAGAAAAACGUCGGACGCCGUAUCUUACUUGGUAUUGUAUCGUUUCCGAAUAACCACAUCGGCCCACCCUCAAGAAUAUAUAUGAGAAAAUUUAGCAAAAGCAGCAAAUAUUGAUCACUGAUGAUUGACAGCGAGACACAUCUUUUAGAUUCUAAUUUCUAGGGAAAUUCAAUUGCAUCAAUUGCAUUAUUUGCCAUCUAGGGUCGGCUUUCUGUAAUGACCACGAGGAUCUAUGAUGCCACUUAGGCGAGGAAACUAUUC
Messenger RNA from Stylophora pistillata, 2944 nucleotides. RefSeq names its product BTB/POZ domain-containing protein 6-A. Lineage: Eukaryota; Metazoa; Cnidaria; Anthozoa; Scleractinia; Pocilloporidae. Gene Ontology annotation, cellular component: cytosol. Gene Ontology annotation, biological process: neurogenesis. Gene Ontology annotation, molecular function: protein binding. The record is from RefSeq and is a predicted model, not a curated record.